Molecule: messenger RNA, 531 nt
Organism: Paracoccidioides lutzii Pb01
Exons: 2
Coding region: 1-531 (176 amino acids)
Source: RefSeq, a predicted model, not a curated record
AUGUUACAUGACAAGUUGGGGAAGGGCGGACCCUGGCGGAAAGGACAGAUUCGCUGCGGGAGUAUGUUAAGUCCGGGGCGAGUGGCCAGGAAUGGUGCGGAACCAAAUACGACGCGAAAUGGGGGCUGCGAGAGCAGCUGGAUUGAUCAGGGCCAGUUCUGGCAUGGAGAAAAGGUGAGGGAGAAUUGCAUAACCGGGGGGAAGGGGGAAGAGGUGUUUUUCAAAAGCCAGUGCUCGUGGUCUAUACCACUCGCAUCGUAUCAAGGAGUACGGCUGGGAGUUGGGAAGUUGGAGGCGUUGGGGGGGGAGGUUGAAGGAUUCUCGGAGGUAUUUCGAGGACGGGGAGUUUGGAAAGAGGCGAAUGUCGAAUAUAUCGCAGGACGGCGGGUAUUACGGGGAUGCGUGGCUUGUACCUUGUUCCCAUACAUCAUCGGCUUACCUGUACAGAACAAUACGUUGAAUAAUAAAACGUCUAGAAAUAGGAGCAACCAACAUCACACAAAAACGGGCCGUUUCGAAGCUCAUAACUGA